This is a messenger RNA of Doryrhamphus excisus (bluestripe pipefish), 1015 nucleotides long. Its product is annotated as histone H3.3A. The record is from RefSeq and is a predicted model, not a curated record. NCBI's taxonomy places the organism in Eukaryota, Metazoa, Chordata, Actinopteri, Syngnathiformes, Syngnathidae. Gene Ontology annotation, cellular component: nucleosome. Gene Ontology annotation, molecular function: structural constituent of chromatin; DNA binding; protein heterodimerization activity.
CCGCGGUCGUCAACGUACCAAUGGGCGUGAAGAAGGUUUACGGGAUGACGUCACGCCACACUAUUAAUACUUGGCCUCAAUCUUCAAUGCAGCAUUGAUCGUUUUCCGAGGUGACCGUGCCAGCGAACUAUACAGAGCUCACUUCACGACGUCAUCGUCAGUAAGGUAAUACGAGAUGGCCCGUACCAAGCAGACUGCUCGUAAGUCCACUGGAGGAAAGGCGCCAAGGAAGCAGCUUGCGACCAAGGCAGCCAGAAAGAGUGCGCCCUCAACUGGAGGAGUGAAGAAGCCCCAUCGCUACAGGCCAGGAACUGUGGCUUUGAGGGAGAUCCGUCGUUACCAGAAGUCCACGGAGUUGCUCAUCCGUAAGCUGCCCUUUCAACGCCUGGUGAGGGAGAUUGCCCAGGACUUCAAGACUGACCUGCGUUUCCAGAGUGCUGCCAUUGGGGCUCUUCAGGAGGCCAGUGAGGCUUACCUGGUGGGUUUGUUUGAGGACACCAAUCUGUGCGCCAUCCACGCCAAGCGUGUCACCAUCAUGCCCAAAGACAUACAGCUGGCCCGCAGGAUAAGGGGCGAAAGGGCCUAAAGAUCCUCUUGACGGCGUUGUCAACACAUAAUCCUAUUUAUCGUACCUAACAAUUUUUGUGGACUUCAUUUCUUGGGUAUUUUUCUUUUUUGCGACUUUUGUAUCGUAUUUUAGACAUCAACCAUUCCACAAGCUAAUGGGUAGUUGUGUAGGACUAUUUGCCUGUUAUAUAUGAAUCAUUACGUUAAAAGACAUAAUUGCCCCCUCCAUUCAACUUAAGGCUAAUAUCUUGCUAUGUUGGCACCAUACCAUUUUAGCACAAUGCAGCUCACUCGGUAAUCUCGUCACUGUUAUUGGUGCAAAGAGCAGACCCUAUUUUUCUGGACUGCUUUUUACGUGUUUUCCAACAUUGAACAAAAACUGGCAGCUACAUUUUACUAUUUAUGAAAUUGUCAUGUCUUUCUAUUAAAGGUCUUUAUGAAUAGAAAA